Molecule: messenger RNA, 729 nt
Organism: Acanthosepion pharaonis
Lineage: Eukaryota; Metazoa; Mollusca; Cephalopoda; Sepiida; Sepiidae
Source: the annotation of a GenBank genome assembly
AUGCGAUUCCAGGAAGCUUCUGUAUUUCGAGACACGCAUGAAUAUUAUUAUAAUCUAUCUAUCUAUCUAUCUAUCUAUCUAUCUAUCUAUCUAUCUAUCUAUCUAUCUAUCUAUCUUGACCCUCAUCUAUCUAGAUCUAUCUAUCUAUUUCAGUCUCUUCACAUCUAUCUAUCUAUCUAUCUAUCUAUCUAUCUAUCUAUCUAUCUAUCUAUCUAUCUAUCUAUGCAUCCGUCUUUUUGCCUUAGUUCACAUCUUUCCAUCUCUCUGUUUUAUCUAUCUAUCUAUCUAUCUAUCUAUCUAUCUAUCUAUCUAUAUGCCUAUCUAUCUGCCUCAUUUCACAUCUAUCUAUCUAUCUAUCUAUCUAUCUAUCUAUCUAUCUAUCUAUCUAUCUAUCUAUCUAUUUCGGUCUGUUCACAUCUAUCUAUCUAUCUAUCUAUCUAUCUAUCUAUCUAUCUAUGCGUCCGUCUUUUUGCUUUAGUUCACAUCUUUCCAUCUCUUUGUUUUAUCUAUCUAUCUAUCUAUCUAUCUAUCUAUCUAUCUAUCUAUGCGUCUGUCUAUUUGCCUCAAUUCACAUAUAUGCAACUCUCUUUCUCUGUCCUUCUCUCUCUCUCUCUAUUUCGCUAUCUAUCUGCCUCAAUUCACAUCUAUCUAUCUAUCUAUCUGUCUAUCUAUCUAUCUAUCUAUCUAUCUAUCUAUCUAUCUAUCUAUCUAUCUAUCCGAAUACAUUAA